This is a messenger RNA of Penicillium atrosanguineum, 957 nucleotides long. RefSeq lists its product as uncharacterized. The coding region runs from base 1 to 957 and encodes 318 amino acids. Lineage: Eukaryota; Fungi; Ascomycota; Eurotiomycetes; Eurotiales; Aspergillaceae. The transcript is spliced from 2 exons. The record is from RefSeq and is a predicted model, not a curated record.
AUGCACGCAGAGCAGGAUUACACUUCCUUUGUUUCCUGCCAAACCCUUCAAGGGCGAGGUUUCACCGUAUUCUGCGCAAACAACGAUGCCAGCAAGAGCGGAUACAUGUCGGAUCUCAACUUCGAGGACAUGAUGACCAACGUCAACCGGGGCAUGACAUAUCUGCGUAACCUGACCGAUAUCGACAAGGUCGUCAUGCUUGGCCACAGUGGUGGGGGCACCAUGAUGGCUGCGUACCAGGAUAUUGCAGAAGAUGGUGCUUCAGCCUGCCAGGGCUCGGAGAAGAUCUACCACUGCUCAAGUGCAAUGGACGAUCUCGAGCCUGCAGAUGGCUUGAUGCUCCUGGCGGCCAACUACGGUAUUUCGACCAUGACAUUCUUAAGUCUGAAUCCUGCGUUCAUGGACGGGAGUAACGCGUCCAAGAUCAACCAGUCGCUCAACGUGUUCAACCCCAAUAACGGCUUUAACAACAUCACUCGGUCUAACUACACUGCCGAGUUCAAGAAGGCCUUCCAGGCUGGAGCUGUGGCCCGCAACAACCGCAUCAUAAAAUACGCUGGGGAGCGUCUUGUGGCUAUCGAAGCAGGAAACAGCACUAACAAUGACGACGAGCCAUUUACCAUCCCGGCCAUUGCCGACCAGUGGGAGGGAGGUGCUCUCAAGACCACUAUCAAGCGCUACCUCUCGAUAUUUGCAAUUCGGGUCGGCGAUGACUACAUCCUCGGAGCCGACGGGAUUGAUGGCAUCGACUAUGCUUCCAGCAAUAUGGCUCCCCUCGCUUCCAUUAAGGGCGUCACUGUUCCUCUUCUUACCAUGAGUAUGACUGGACACUACGAUUACUUGAACGCCGAGAAGCUGCACCUCAAUGCUGGCAGUAAUGACACCGCUAUUGCCUUUGUUGAGGGGGCCCAGGACACCAUCAAUACUAGCACUGCUUACGAGUCUUACCCUGGAUAG